AUGCCGCUUGUCAAAGCGGCUGUAAUACCGUGGCGGUGGCCUGUUAUUCUGCUGCUGGAUUUACAUUCGGGACAGUCAUUGCAGCCGCUGCCACCUGUCCUGCAAUUCUUGCAUGCAACACCGCUCUGGGAUCGUGUUCGAAAGCAUGCGCAACCAUCGCUUUGUUUGCGCCAACUCCUUGAAUGCGGAAUAAAUAUCCACGCAUAG
Mycena indigotica is the source of this 207-nucleotide messenger RNA. RefSeq lists its product as uncharacterized. The record is from RefSeq and is a predicted model, not a curated record. The transcript is spliced from 3 exons. The coding region runs from base 1 to 207 and encodes 68 amino acids. NCBI's taxonomy places the organism in Eukaryota, Fungi, Basidiomycota, Agaricomycetes, Agaricales, Mycenaceae.